This is a messenger RNA of Physella acuta, 667 nucleotides long. RefSeq lists its product as uncharacterized. Lineage: Eukaryota; Metazoa; Mollusca; Gastropoda; Physidae. The record is from RefSeq and is a predicted model, not a curated record.
ACAAGAAACACGGUGAUCACGUGUUGCACUAGGUGGUCGCAGCUUUUACUGUCUUCAUCUUGCAGAAGACUUGUACAUCUGAUUUCACUUGGUUUCAUGGGAUUUCACAAGAUUUAAUGUGAUUUCAUGGGAUUUCAUGUGAUUUAAAGGGAUUUACUGGGAUUUCAAUCAGCAAGCCGUCAACUACGUGAGUAAGGCACGUAAUCUAUGAGAACAAGACACAUGAUCUAGCACACCAGACAGACUGCUACAAGACACGUGAUCUAGCACCCCAGACACACUGCCACAAGACAGUCGAAGUGAAAUGGCGCACGGUGAUUACGUGCAGCGGUUGGUGAGUUGCUUCCGUCUGCUGGUGCUGGCUGUGUGUGGGUUUAUCGUGGCGUUCAGCAGUCCGGCGUGGUCAGCCUUGAAUGCCUUCUACACCUACGUCUACACGGGGCUGUGGUCGUGCAAGGACUACGUGUGGUGCUCAAAGAACCUGCUUGGGAACCCACUAACGACCCAAUUUCUGGAAGUUGUUGCUCUGAUUGCUGACGGCAUAUCUGUGGCAGCAGUGGUGUUUUCCUAUUGCGUCCACGUCCGCAGGAACAGAUUUCUCAUCUACCAGAACUUGGCUCUCAGGCUUGCAGCAGUGGCGGCUACUGUGGGAGCAAUAUUGAUUUAA